Messenger RNA from Vitis vinifera (wine grape), 2015 nucleotides. RefSeq lists its product as uncharacterized. The transcript is spliced from 2 exons. The coding region runs from base 1120 to 1818 and encodes 232 amino acids. The record is from RefSeq and is a predicted model, not a curated record. Lineage: Eukaryota; Viridiplantae; Streptophyta; Magnoliopsida; Vitales; Vitaceae.
UGGGAAGAGAUAUGGUGUUGCAGAGAAGAUUGGGAUCUGGAAAACAGAGGAGGAAGUUGGGAGAAGAAGAAGAAGCUGCAAUACUGUUGAUGGCUCUCUCAUCUGGUUCUGUAUACGCUUAGUUAGAACCUAGAACAAACGGAUAAAAAAAAAAGGAGAAAAAUGGAAGUGAAAACUGAAAACCCUAACCAACAUACCUACCAUUGUCUUCUGGUUCUGAGCCAAGUGUUUGACCCAUGUUUUACAUUCCAUAGUUUUGACUUUUGGGCUAGUUUUUGGGAAGGAUUGAAAGAAAAAGCAGAGGAAAAAUGAUCACGGAUUAGUAGUAAUGGGAAGAAUUGAAUGCAAUGAUGUUGAUUCUCAUUUUGUGUUAGCAUACUAUUUAUCCUUCAAUUUCUCUAUUAAUUUCAGUGUAGUGGUCAAAUGCACAAGCCUGGAUCAUUGAUUGGCCUGCAAAAAUGUCAUUAAUUAGAAAAUAAUGACAUUUUUCUUAUUAACUACUCAUCUCCACUUUCAUGCAUAUAUCAUCAAAGCAUUCCCUUCCUAGAUAUGUCAUUUAGGGUAUGUUUGCUUUCAUUUUUUGUUCUUUUUAAUUUUUAUUUUGAGAAAUAAAUUUCAAAUUUAUGUUUUUAGAAAUGAGUAAUCCUCUUAACUCCGAAGUAUAGCUUAGGUUGAACAUUUCUUUUAAAAGGAAAAUUAAGAAUAAAGAAACACAGUGAAUAAUUUUCACCUAAAAAAUAGUAGCAUUUUCUAUUUCAAACAUAAGAAAAAGGUUGUAUUCUCGCUUAUUAUCAAAGUGACAGAAGGUUCGAGGUGAUCCUACAGGGUGUCGCUGCAUGGUUCGACAUGCUUCCUCAAGAGCCAGAAGGUGACGUGGCUUCCUCAAAGUUUCUAGCUGAUUCUCAAGCGUUCAGGACAAAGCGAUGAAGGCGUGAAAGAACCAGAAGGUGCCACCCAAAGUACAGCGUGGCAGUGUGACAGGCUGACACGUCAAUUACUUUCAGCACCUGUCUUGCCGCAAGCUCUUUAUACACUCCCCCACUCUCUUCACAUUCUGUUGAAGUCUCUCUACAAUCCCCAUUUCGAUUAGUUCUGCCAAAUCGAGGAAAUUAACAGAAGAUGCAAUCAAGAUUAGCAGCUAAAGCAACGACGUCCUAUCGGGUCUUCUCCUUGGCCCGAAAUCGAGCUAUGCCGCGCGGACCCGCCUCUGCCCCAAACAGUGGUCGCACAGCUGACCCAGAAAUCUACACUGCAAACCCAGGUAUCAAGGAGGACCUCGUUCACCCUAGAGACAACGAUAAGAUAGACGACUCUCAGCAACGAACAGAGGAUGUGAAACCCAGUAAAGAAACAGUGCCAUUUGUGCCUCCAAAGCCUCCAUAUGCCGCCUCCCCAAGGCUAGAAACCACUGGAGUGAACCGUCCGUUGGACCCCAUUACCCAGCAAAAACGCAGCAUAAGUACAGAUGCGAUCUGCGCUGGAGUAGACGGAACACCAUUGCCAAACAACGAAGAGGGUGAGCAGAGACGACGAGAGGUGGAAGAAGAAGAUUACAGGGCUUAUUACAGCCACCACAAAGCGUCACCGCUGUCAGAGAUUGAGGUGGUUGACACCAGGAAGCCAAUUACGAGAGCCACUGAUGGAACGUACGGGGACCACGAAGGCGAUAAGGUAGUGAUCGGUUGGUUGCCGGAGCAGCUUGAUACGGCGGAGGAGGCGCUGCAGAGAGCUAAUGAGAUAUGGAAACAGUCGGCCAUGAGAGGUGAUCCUGAUUCUCCUCAAUCCAGAGUUCUGAGAGCUCUGCGUGGUGACUACUGAGUAAAUUGAAAAUGGAAAUGGUGCUCGCAAUGAACGAGUAAAUCUAAGAUGAAAAUGUUUUUUUUUUUUUAAUUUUUGGUAAUUAUCUGUCUUGGUUUAAACUUUAAAGUAAAUAUGUACAAAUAAUAUGUGUUUGAUAUAAUAUUUUUUAAAAAAUAUAUAAGAAUAAUGUGGCCACGAUGACUUGGAACAACAAA